Molecule: messenger RNA, 839 nt
Organism: Trachymyrmex cornetzi
Lineage: Eukaryota; Metazoa; Arthropoda; Insecta; Hymenoptera; Formicidae
Product: transmembrane and coiled-coil domain-containing protein 5A
Exons: 3
Coding region: 172-819 (215 amino acids)
Cellular component (GO): MIS12/MIND type complex
Source: RefSeq, a predicted model, not a curated record
UUAGAGUCAUUUUGACACCAUUUUGAUAUUAUAAUGACUUGUUGUUCUGCUUCGGUAAUUGAUUCUUAUCUUAUGGAUCUAACUUUACGUUCAACUGUUCUACGGUUACAAGGCUGAGUUUUGAAAUCCAUAUAAAGUGUUGAAACCUUUCUGUGACCGGCUGUACUAACUAUGCAUCAUAUACGGGGGAACGCGCAUCCGGUCGUGCGUUGGAAAGUCGGAGUAAAAGCACGUGUCUUUCUCACACCAUAUAUUGCAAGUGUAAGCCACGCGUACAUCGUCCAGAUCGAUAAGGCGCCUUUUCUGCGAAACAAGAUACAGCGAAUAAUUCGAAUUGCCACGCAGCAUGAGAAUGAGUUUCUCGAGACACUCACGAUUCUCAAGUCGAAGCCCAACGUCGCCCGAAAGCUGCACGAGGCUAUGAUAAAGGAGCUAUACAGCAGCAUGAACAAUGAUUUUGAGGAUAUAUUAAAGGAAGGCAGUUUGCAGGAAAACUUCAUUAAAAUAGCCAAAUUGUCCGAGGAGAACACGUCCGCUAACGAACAUGCGUGGCGUCCACCGGGAGAUGUAACCUCGCAUUUGAGAUCGUUGGACGCGCACAAGAUCAAAGAGGCGAUCAAGGAAUUGGAGGAACAGGUGAACGAGAUGGAAAGGGAGAACGAAACCUUAAUGAGUACAAUCGCGGAGAGUAGAUCGAGAAUACGUGCCACAAAUGACAACGUGAUGAGAAUUCUGAAUUGCGCGCCAGACGUACUGCAACGAUUAGAGAAAACUUGUGAACAGCUGACGACUUGUCUUAAAACUAUUGAAAAUGAGUAGCUCUGCGAUGGAUUUUGGAA